ACUCCGGAAACGCGCCGCGGGGUUGCUGGGCGCGCUCGGGCGCGGCGCGGGGCCGGGACGCUUCCUGCCACGCGGGGCCUGCCUGGGCCGCCGCUGGGUCCGGGACAGCGCGCGGGGCCGGGUCCAACAGGUGGGCCCAGACCUGGCAGAGUAAUCGCUCGGCAUUGUCCUGUGACACCAUGAGUCAUCCCUGCGUGUCUCUUCUGGCUCCGCCUGCUCCCCAAGGCCUUACCCUUCCCCAGGACGGAGCCCCAGGAUACCAGGUCCUCACAGCCCCCGUUGAGAUGCUGGAGGCCCAGGAUUCAGUGACAUUUGACGAUGUGACACUGUACCUCACCAAAAAGGAGUGGUUGAGGCCGGAGCCAGAGCAGAGGACGCUGGAGUAUUAUGGGAAUGUGACCUCCGUGGGUGUUCCCGCGUUGAAUCCUGCACUGGUCUCUCACCUGGCCCCAGGACAGGUGCUGCUGGUGUCAGAGCCACCCCUCCAGGUGGAUGAAGCCGAGCGGUCAGAAAGUGUCUCGGUGACCCACCAGAAGACUAUCGGAGAAGACACCCAGCCCCAGGAGAUGGCAUCCACAAGCUCCCCCAGGACUGGUGACCCCAGCCCCGAGGUCACACAGAAUGGGGGGUCGGUGGGGCGGUCGGGGAGCCUGCAAGAUGUGCCUGUCGAGCAUCACUUUGCGUGCAAAGAGUGUGGAGACGCCUUUAGGCUGAAAGUCCUCCUUGUCCAGCACCAGAGGAUUCACAGUGAGGAGAAGGGCUGGCAAUGUGGCGAUUGUGGGCAGAUCUUCAGGGGGGUCUCGGCGUUUAACGAGCACAGGAAAAUUCACGCGGUGGUGGAGCCUCGGCCUGGCCCGAGCCGGGCCCCGGAAGAGGCCGUGGAGAAGGGGGAGCAGCUGGAGAGGGAGGCAAAGCCCUUUAAGUGCGAGGAGUGCGGGAAGAGGUUCAAGAAGAACGCGGGCCUGAGCCAGCACCUACGGGUGCACAGCCGAGAGAAGCCCUUCGACUGCACCAAGUGUGGGCGCUCCUUCAAAGUCAGUGCCCAGCUCUUCCGGCAUCAGAAGCUCCACACGAUGGCGGCCAAGCCCUUCGCCUGCGAGGUCUGCAGCAGGGAUUUCCUGGACUGCCAGGAGCUCCUCAAACACCAGCAGACCCACCCCGGCCACCUGCCCCUCAACGGCGACGACCGCAGCAAGUCCUUCCGGGGGGUCCUCGGGCUGGCCGAGCACCAGUGCGUCCACAGCGGGGCCAAGCCGUACGGCUGCACCCAGUGCAGCAAGCUGUUCCGGCGGAGCUCCGAGCUCACCAAGCACCGGCGGGUGCACACGGGCGAGAAGCCCUACGAGUGCCCGCAGUGUGGCAAGGCCUUCCGGCAGAGCUCCAGCCUCCUGGAGCACCAGCGCACGCACAUCGGGGAGAGGCCCUACGAGUGCGGGGAGUGCGGCAAGGCCUUCAGGGGCCCCUCCGACCUCGUCAAGCACCGGCGGAUCCACAGCGGACUGAAGCCCUACGAGUGUGACAGCUGCGGGAAGGCCUUCCGGAGGAGCUCCGGCCUCAGUCGCCACCGCAGGACCCACAGCGGGGCCCGGCGCUGCGAGUGCACCGAGUGCGGCCGCGUCUUCAAGAGGCGAUCCGCUCUGCAGAAGCAUCAGCCCACCCACGGGUAGCCAGGCCCCGGGUCCCCUCCCUGGCCCGGCUGGCCGUCGGGGGCCUCCUGCAGCGGGUGGUGCCCCCGGAGGGGCCUGGCGGAGUCGAUAGGCGAUGGUGGUUUUGUAGCGCUUGUAUGUUUGUACUGUCCGAAAGGUCGAAACCGAUCUCGACUGCCACCAGCAAUUUCUAAGCGUCCGUUGUUUUUCGUUCGACCUAAAUCAAGAGCAGCUUUGGCUACUUUAAUUUAUUUUGGCUAGUUUAACUGGCAGCAAGUACCUUCGAACUAGGCAUGCCUUGAAUUUGAGGAGAACCAUCUGCCGGGGAUGGUUUACUCCGCAUUCCCCCUCCUUCAGGAAACUGAAGGACCAGAGCUAUUAUGGGCAUUUGAGAAUAGGAGUUCCAAGUCAGCCAGGCCAGGGCCCCAGGCCUGGGGGGGUCGCCUUGGGCAAGUUCACGUCAAGGCCCAAGCACAAGGCAGCCCCCCGGGUAGUGAGGUGGAUCCCUGCUUUCCCAAAGAUGGCCCCCGAUUGUUUUGGCCUACCCAGAUUUAUAAAGUUUUAGGGAUGUAAAUAAAAGAGUCAAAUGUCCUGUUAAUAUUUAAUUUAUUAACCUAGUUAUACAUACAUAUUGUAAAUCACAUAUUAAAUAUAAUAAUAUAUUAAUUUAGAAAGCUGCCCUUUCUCCCACUCUCCAUUCCAUGAAAUAGUUUCAUUCUAACUCCUCACUUGCCUUUUUGACUUCUCCGUCUUCACCAAUGACGGGCCCAUUUUUGUGUCAUCCACUAGUUCCCAAGGACAUCAAAUUCGCGUCCGUCUGAGCUGUUGGUGAUGCAACACUGUGACAAUCUCUGUACGAAGUUCUCCCUGGAAAUUUUCUCCUAAGCCAUAAGUACAUGUUCAUGUUACAGGAGAACAAUUUUUUGGGGGGUGAGGGGUGGUUUUGUUUUGUUUUGUUUUGUUUUUAAGUUUGUCCUGUGGCCCUACUGCUUAAUGUGUUGCUUUUUAAAGUGACCUUUAAAAGGCCUGCAUAAAGCACAUAAAACAUGUAGUCGCCAGGUCAGACUCUUCGGAAUAAUUACUGAAUCAGGUUCAGUUCAUUUCUUUGGCGUCCUUUUCAAUUAAACCAAUACACUCUGGUGUUCCCUCCACAUAUCCAGAACUAGUGUUUGUUUGGGGCUCAUUUCCUCAGACAGUACUUUUUUGUUCAAGAUAAAGUAGUUGAGAGAGCAUCCCGUGCUGGGGACUUCUUUGGAACUCAAGUAUCUGCCGAUGACCCUUUUUCUGAGAGAAGUUUGGGAACAAGAGCUUCUCCUCAUAUCAGCACAGAUGGUACUUCCAGAACCCUCCGUCUCCUCUGUAAAAUGGGGGUGAUCACAGUGCCUAUCUCCUAAGGUAAUUGUGAGGAUGCAGCGCCUGGCAGCGAGGUGACGCUCGGUGACAAUCUACCACUGUUAUCAUCAUAGUUACUGCUCUCGCUGCCCAGCUCAUUCGUUCCAGAGCUGGGGGCAUACCCCAGGCCCCCUGACUCCUAGUCUCAUCAUCUUUCUCCUAACCGUCCCCUCCCCAACCUUUCAUGUAAUGACUUAAGAGAUAACCGUUCCCUUUUCUUGCAUGCAAAUCCUACAUUUGUCUCCUUCGAUGAGUUAUCAGAUUACCUUUGGAUAUAAUGACUUUGUACGGCAGUUCUUCACAUGUCAAUUUUGACGGUCUCUUCCAAUUUUAUUGCUCUGCCCUUUGUAGCCGUUUUAUUACAUGUUUGUUGUGCAAGCUUUCAA
Molecule: messenger RNA, 3424 nt
Organism: Choloepus didactylus (southern two-toed sloth)
Lineage: Eukaryota; Metazoa; Chordata; Mammalia; Pilosa; Megalonychidae
Gene: ZNF275
Product: zinc finger protein 275
Exons: 6
Coding region: 180-1667 (495 amino acids)
Biological process (GO): regulation of transcription by RNA polymerase II
Molecular function (GO): DNA-binding transcription factor activity, RNA polymerase II-specific; RNA polymerase II cis-regulatory region sequence-specific DNA binding
Source: RefSeq, a predicted model, not a curated record